Messenger RNA from Laccaria bicolor S238N-H82, 615 nucleotides. RefSeq lists its product as uncharacterized. The transcript has a single exon. The coding region runs from base 1 to 615 and encodes 204 amino acids. The record is from RefSeq and is a predicted model, not a curated record. NCBI's taxonomy places the organism in Eukaryota, Fungi, Basidiomycota, Agaricomycetes, Agaricales, Hydnangiaceae.
AUGGUCCAGCAAGGCACGAGGUGUGAAUCUCUUGGGAUCCAUAAACAAAGUCUGAACGAUCUGCAGUCUUCCCAGUUCAAGCUUGAAGUCAGCGCGCAAAUGAAGCGUGGCGCCGUUGGGGCGCAGUGGAGCCUGGAAAUGCAAGAGUCAUCUGCUUUGAUUGGCGCCAUCCUGAGUAUCAUACAUCCACAACUUUAUGAGCAGGGAAUGGAGGCACUCCGCCGCCUCGAGACAGAAAAUGGGUUUGUGGAUGAUGAGGAAGAAUUGUACACGGCGCUGAAGCAUUGGACUCCCCCUUUCAGCGCCUUGUCAGUGAUUAGCAACCGGUCAACACCAGUACACCGUGACACCAAAGGGCGGAAUGAGUGGAUUGAUGUCCUAGUGCCUUUGGGAGAGAAAGACUCGACUGGAAUCAUGGAUUUCCCGGGUUUAGGCAUAUCCAUCAAGUACAACCCAUCGACAAUAGUUGGGGUUGCUGGCAAAGUGAUCUCACAUGGGGCAGUGUUUGAAGGGGGAGAAAGGGGGUGCAUUUCAUACUACAUGCGCAAUAAAGUUCAUGAGAGGUUAGGAGUUCCAGCGGGCACAUGGAUGAACACCAGUAUAUAUGAUUGCUAG